AUGGAGGCGACGUCCCCCCGGCCUGGGCUGCUGCUGGUCAUGCUCUGCCUACUCGCUUCCCACGGAGGGCCAGCAGCUUUCCUGAUCACCACCCCGUACUCGCUCUGUGUCUGCCCUGAGGGCCAGAACGUCACCCUGACCUGCCGGAUUAGUGGUUCCCUCGCUGACCGCCAUGACCUGCUCUACAAAACCUGGUACUUCAGCAGCAACGGCGACCAGAGCUGCUCCGAGAAGAAGCACAUCCGCAAUGUCACUGAGAAGGAGCUGCACCACGACCUGGGCAGGCACCAUGAGCUGCUGGGCAACAGCACCCAAAAAUCCCCCCUCGGGAUGCAAGCCAGCCAUCACGGGGUGGAGUUUGUCCCCGACCACCAUGGUGCCUUUCACAUCAUGGUGAUGAACCUGACGCUGCAGGACAGUGGGAAUUAUUGCUGCUAUGCUGUGGAGGCCAGGAGGGAGCACGGCAAACCCCACACCCUGCAGGUCGCUCAUGGCUUCGUGGAGCUGCAGAUUCAGCAAGGCAGAGGAGGGCUUCAAAACUGCACGUUUCAUACUGCCACCAGCAAAGAUAUCACGGCUGCCGCCCUGGCAACAGGCGCCUGUAUCGUGGGCAUCCUCUGCCUGCCCCUCAUCUUACUCCUGAUUUACAAGCAAAGACAAGCAGUCAGCAGCAGACGUGCCCAUGAGCUUGUCAGGAUGGAGAGCAGCGCCCAGGGCAUCGAAAACCCAGUCUUCGAGGCAGUCCCCUCGGCAAGCGCAGAGCUGCGGCCCCGACCCCAGCUCUCCUACAUGGCCAGCCGACAGCCCUCCGAAUCCGGACGGCACCUGCUUUCUGAGCCCGGCACCCCCCUGUCCCCCCCUGGCCCUGGGGACUGCUUCUUUCCAACGCUGGAUCCUGUUCCUGACUCACCGAAUUCCUUGAAAGCCUAA
This is a messenger RNA of Leptosomus discolor (cuckoo roller), 930 nucleotides long. It is a transcript of the gene VSIR, whose product is annotated as V-set immunoregulatory receptor. NCBI's taxonomy places the organism in Eukaryota, Metazoa, Chordata, Aves, Leptosomiformes, Leptosomidae. Gene Ontology annotation, cellular component: plasma membrane. Gene Ontology annotation, biological process: negative regulation of alpha-beta T cell activation; regulation of immune response. The record is from RefSeq and is a predicted model, not a curated record.